GUAUGUUACUGAGAGACACCGGGACUGCCGUGGGCCAGCACAGGCUUAAAAAACGGGUCUCCGACUUCAGACAUCGAUCGUCCUCUUGCUCCACGCUCCACGCUGCCUUGCUCCACGCCCGAGGACAGAAGAACGGCCGGGCCUCUGAUCCGGAGACAGAGUGGGAACACGGGCCAAGGCUGAUAGAGCUGUGGGCCCGGAUGGCAUGGGGGAGUGGAGGGCAGGGGUGGUGCGAGGGUAGCGGCGAGUGUUGGGGAUGAGCCCCGCCCCCCCAUGACUUAGACCAUCACGGGCCAGCGCUGCGCUGGAACCGGGAGAAGCCGAGACGUUGGCCCUCCAGGUUCCUAGAGAGGCCGCCGAGGCCCGAGGCUGUGACGCGCUUGCGCGACCAGAUGGGCGUGGUCCUGGACCCGGUGCCCGCAGCGCCGAGGGCGGAUCUGGGAGCGCUUCGCCGCCCGGGGCGCCCCGCCCGGAGGAGACCAUUUGGAGGAAUGGUUUCCGCGCUUUCUCUCCUCUCCUAAUCGUGCGAACAAAGCUGCUCAUUGCCGACGGCUAGGGACGCGGUGACGUCUGAUGUCCCAGCAAAUGGCAUUGUCUACUACGGUGCUGAAAAGAUACUCCCAACGUCCCAGCGGCGGCACGGCUAACCUAGGCUUGGUUUGCACUCUGCUGUGGACACCCUAAGCAGGAGCGAUGCCUCCAGGCAGGUGGUAUGCUGUCCAUCCAGCGCAGGCCCAGGCUUCACGGGAGCGAGAACGCCUUCAGCUGGUGAAGAAGGAAGAAGAGGAUGAAGGCUACACCGCAGUGCAGGCUCCGAGGCCCCAGACACUCAACCUUCCUGGCCAGGAGCUGUUCCGCCAGCUCUUCAGACAGCUUCGCUACCACGAGUCUUCUGGGCCCCUUGAGACUCUGAGCCGGCUCCGCGAGCUCUGCCGCUGGUGGCUGAGGCCCGACGUUCUCUCCAAGGCCCAGAUCCUGGAGCUGCUGGUGCUGGAGCAGUUCCUGAGCAUCCUGCCCAGUGAGCUCCGGACCUGGGUGCAGCUGCACCACCCUGAGAGUGGCGGGAAGGCUGCGGCCCUGCUGGAAGAGCUGCAGAGAGACUUCAAUGGGACACCAUGGACGGACCCAGCCCCUGCCCAGAGCCCAGAUGUACAAUGGAUGGGUACGGGAGCCCUGCGAGCCGCACAGAAAUGGCCCUCUGCUUCACCUCCCAGGAGCGGCUCUGCUCCGGGGGACCACCUGGAGCCUCCCUAUGAAAUAGGAGUGCGUGACUUCCUGGCUGGGCAAUCCGAUCCUCCUGCUGCCCAGGUGCCUGCCCUUCCCCAGGAAGAGGGCUGCCCUGGAGAUGGGGCGACAGCCCAGCCUCAGGAGGCUCUGACCUUCAAGGACGUGGAGGUGACCUUCUCCCAGGAUGAGUGGGCCUGGCUGAACCCUGCUCAGCGGAACCUCUACAGGGAUGUGAUGCUGGAGAACUAUGGGAGCUUGGCUUCUCUGGUGGGGCCACUGGCCAAACCUGCCCUGAUCUCUUGGUUGGAGGCAAGGGAGCCGUGGGGCCUGAACGUCCAGAGAGCCCAGCCUAAGGCGAAGCCAGGUGCUGCCCCGGCAGGAGGCGAGCUCCAGAUUAAAUCAAGCAAGCUCAUCCUAAACCCCAAACCUUUGGAAGACGCACAGGCCUUAGCUGUGUCGUCAGGAUGUCGUGUGAUGAGUGUUUCUGAGGAAACAGGGCCCAGAGAACCUGUGGAACAGAAGAGCCCGUUCCAGGAGGGAGGUGGCAAUCCCACACACACGAGUGCUAAGAGAAAAGAGGCCAGUUUCAGUCACCGGACAGGAAAGGAACCGGAAGACUCGGGCGGCGGUAGUAGUGUCAGUCUCAGACACGUAUAUUUCCGAGUUCCCAAAAGAAAAAGGAAGCAUGGCUGCGGCCGACACUUCAGAGGGAGCUCAUACCACUAUGACUACAAGGAGUACGGGAAAGGCCUCAGGCUCGUGAUCAGCGGGUUUAACCUACAUCACAGAAUUCACGCUGGAAUGAAAGCCCCCUCAAAGGAAGCGCACGGGAAAGACUUCAGCCUCAGCUCGCAUCACCAACGCAAUCUUCAUGUGGUGGGGACUUUCUAUAAGUGUGCUGACUGUGGGAGGAACUUCAGCCGUAGCUCCUACCUCGAAUACCAUCAGAGACUCCACACUCAGGAGAAGCCGUUUAAAUGCCGAGUGUGUGGGAGAGCCUUCAGGUGGAGUUCCAAUCGCACGCGACACGAGAGAAUUCACACUGGACUGAAACCUUAUAAAUGCAAUUUAUGCGGCAAAGCUUUCCAGCGCCUGUACGCCUACCACCUGCACCAGGAGUCCCACGCCAACCAGCUGUAUCUCAAAACGAGGCGGUGUCAGGAAGCGCUCGCCUACGGCCCCCGGUUGGAUCAUCAUUUGCAAGACCAAAGCGGGGAGAAGCUCUUUGACUGCAGCCAGUGCAGGAAAUCCUUCCACUGUAAAUCGUAUAUCCUCCAGCAUCAAAGGAUCCACACCCAGGAGAAGCCCUUUAAAUGUACCAAGUGCAGGAAAACCUUUCGGUGGAGGUCCAACUUCUCUCGCCACCAAAGAAUGCACCAGGAAGAAGAGUUCUGUAGCCCAGACGGGGGCGGUGAAGACUGGAGGGAGGCCCCCGGCUGCAGUCAGCCCCAGAGCGACCCCCCUGCGGAGGAAGCUUUCCUGUGCCCGCAGUGUGGGCAGACUUUCCCCGGGAGGAAAGCGCUCCUUAACCAUCAGAGGACCCACACAGGCCAGGAACCGUACCGCUGCGGCGAACGUGCGAAGGAGUUGACGCACAGGUCGAAAUUGAUCGUUCGUAGGAAGCAGCAUGCCCUCAACAGAAGCCCUGAUGACCGGUCCUCCCGCAGCCAGGACGGAGCGCUCCAGGUCCCUCCGAGCAGCCCGGCCCCGAGCAGCCCUGCCCCGAGCAGCCCGGCCCCGGAGAAGCCCUUCACAUGCAGCCAGUGCGGGAAAGGCUUCCAGAACCACUCCUUCCUCCUCAUCCACCAGCGGGUUCACACCAGAGAGAAGCCGUAUGAGUGCAGGGAUUGUGGGAAAGCUUUCCGGUGGAGUUCCAACCUCUCGCGACACCAGAGGAGCCACUUUCUGGGAAAACGGCUGCUCCUGUACCGCGAGAGCAGGGACACUGCAGAUGCGCAGCCACAAAGCCUGGAGGACGAGAAGAAAGCCUUCUGGUGCCAAGAAUGCGGGAAGAGCUUUACGCGUAAAAGAACCCUCUUAGAUCAUAAGGGGAUCCACAGUGGAGAGAAGCGCUACAAAUGUAACCUCUGCGAGAAAUCUUACGAUCGAAAGUACCGCCUGGUGAAUCACCAGAGAACCCACACGAAAGAGAAGCCUUUCAGAUGUCAGUGGUGUGGGAAAGACUUCAUCGCAAAGCACACCCUCUGCAUCCACCAGAGGAAGCACACCCGCCUGGCGCCGUCGGAAAGCAGCCUGGCCGGGCCGUCUUCCUCUCAGGACAGAGGGGCGAGUUUGCAGGGGUUAAAACGGAGCGGGGAGAGGCGCGUGGAGGGCCGUGAGCAGGGUUCCGGGCCCAGCGGACCGCAGGACUUACCCGUGGCGAAAAAGUGUCACAAGUGUAACACGUGUGGGAAAGCGUUCAGCAAGACCUCCCAGCUCAUCAGUCACAGGAGAUUCCACACUCGCGAGAGGCCCUUCAAGUGCACCAAGUGCGGGAAGACCUUCCGGUGGGCUUCCAACCUGGCUCGGCACAUGAAAGGGCACCUUGGUGAUUAGCUGGGGCCUGACGGAGGGAAGAGGCGGUUCCUGGAGGACCUCAGAGGGAGGCGCUGCGGGAAAGUGCUCCCAGAGGACCCAGCCCUCUUUAUUGUGGAAGCUGGUCGCAGAGAAUCCCGAGGAUUCAAAAGCUCAGAGGCCCUUCGUUUUACCUGCUGGGGAUGAGAUGCUCUUUGGGGACCUUCCGGAGACUCGGGCCCUCAGGAGUGGCCUUUGUGCCAUGGCCUGGAGCUCCCCGGCCAGGUCUUCUUCCGUAACUAAAGGGAGACGCAGGCCGGUGCCCUUCUGCGUUGGCGAGGCAGGCCGUGGCUGCUGGGAAGGGGCCCUGAGGUUUUCCUCGGAGUUUGAUCUGUUCUGGUCCCUAUUCUGUUUGACCUUAAAGCAACAGCAGCUGCAGGAACUCCUCCGAGUCGCCCCAUAUGCCUCCUGGGGAGCUCUGGCUGCGGCUUCAGCCUUCACAGCUGGCUUGGAUCUCUGCUGUGGGCGCCAAGUGGAGGAGAGCAUGUGUCAGGUCCCUCACUGGAGCGUGGAUCGCUCCCAUCCCGUCCCCGUCCCCAUCCCCAUCCCAUUCCCCAUCCCCAUCCCCAUCCCAUUCCCCAGGUGUGCAGCUCCGUCUGUUAAACAGAAAUGUGCUGAGCUUCUCCCACGUGCCAGAGACACAGCAGUGAUCCGAACAGUGCCAUCUUGGAUCUUUACAGAUAAACAUAUGCGAUCCAUAAAUGUUUGGGUUGGUGUGUGUGUUGUGGGCAACAUGCAUUGGAGAAGCGUCAAAGGGCAUGCUGGAUUGGGAGGUGUGCUGUGGUUUUAAACAGGCUGGUCAUGAAGGGCCUCGACUGAGAAGGUGACAUUUGAGCAAAGACCUGAAGGAGUCGGGAGUGGGCUCUGGCGGUCUCUAGAGCCACGCACAGGAGGUGGGCUCCUGUCUGGUGUCUCAGGGAGUGACAGGGUGCCCCUGGGCUGGAGUGGAGUGAGCCAGUGGAAGAGAGGGGGCCAGAGGCGGUGGGCAAGCCGCAGGGCAUCAGGGGCCUCACUGGGCCUGGACGAUAUAAAAUUCCAUAUAUUGAUUUAGAGAGAGAGGAAGGGAGAGGGAGAAGAAGAGAGAGAGAGAGAGAGAGAGAGAGAGAAACAU
This is a messenger RNA of Myotis davidii, 4912 nucleotides long. RefSeq names its product zinc finger protein 445 (gene ZNF445). The coding region runs from base 694 to 3783 and encodes 1029 amino acids. The record is from RefSeq and is a predicted model, not a curated record. Gene Ontology annotation, biological process: negative regulation of transcription by RNA polymerase II. Lineage: Eukaryota; Metazoa; Chordata; Mammalia; Chiroptera; Vespertilionidae. The transcript is spliced from 7 exons. Gene Ontology annotation, molecular function: DNA-binding transcription repressor activity, RNA polymerase II-specific.